Schistocerca piceifrons (Central American locust) is the source of this 2349-nucleotide messenger RNA. Its product is annotated as NADP-dependent malic enzyme-like. Gene Ontology annotation, biological process: pyruvate metabolic process; malate metabolic process. Lineage: Eukaryota; Metazoa; Arthropoda; Insecta; Orthoptera; Acrididae. The record is from RefSeq and is a predicted model, not a curated record. Gene Ontology annotation, molecular function: NAD binding; malate dehydrogenase (decarboxylating) (NAD+) activity; malate dehydrogenase (decarboxylating) (NADP+) activity. Gene Ontology annotation, cellular component: mitochondrion.
GUCGCACAGAAAUCUGCGCUACUAUAUCACCCAGAGUCACCAGGCACUAACGAAAUAUCGCCGUCAGUAAUCUGUUAACCAUGGACACCGUAUCGGCGAGCGAAGGCACUGGGAAGACGGCGAUUGAGGCAAAGGAUGAGAAAAGUGAAACGGCAGAACAUAGCGCGCACUCAGUGUCGACAACCGGUGCUGCUGACAAUGCAGGCGAGAAGGCGACGGGUACAACAAAACAGGAGCUCGAUCCGGGUCAAGCGAACGCAGGCAGCGAAGCGACCCUGACAAUUGGCGGUGCAGCAGUGGGACCAACCUCAGAGUCAAAACCAGGUGUAGCGCCCAGGGCGCACACAGUGCCGUCUGACGAGACAGUAACAGGUACUACUCUUGUUCCACAGAAGCAACCAGUCGCUGGAAAAUCUGUGGAAACACCGGUAGCUCCGACUGCGAAGGAGCCACCAGCAGCGGCCACCGUGUCUGACCUCCGGAGGGACAAGUUGGGACAGUGGGCGACAGGCGAUGAGGGAACAGCUGCCUGCCCUUCGCUCACCAGGGGUGUGGAUCACUUGCGCAGCCCUCAACUCAACAAGGGUAUGGCUUUUGAAUUGAUGGAAAGACAACUGCUAGGAAUCCAUGGUCUGCUGCCUCCACGCAUCAAAACCCAUGAUGAGCAAAUGGCUCUUUGCAUGCUUAAUGUGGAGCAGUGCACUGAUGACCUGAGCAAGUACAGGUACUUAAUGGGACUUCAGGACAGCAAUGAGAAGCUUUUCUAUCAUUUAUUAUCUGAUAAUGUGCAGUCCCUAUUGCCUAUAGUCUAUACACCAACUGUUGGACUAGCUUGUCAGAAUUAUGGUCUAAUUUAUAUGAGACCACGAGGACUGUUUAUAACAAUUCAUGACAAAGGACAUGUAUAUGAAAUACUCAAAAACUGGCCUGAAUCUUCUGUUAGAGCCAUAGUAGUUACAGAUGGAGAAAGGAUCUUAGGUCUUGGUGAUCUUGGUGCUUAUGGUAUGGGAAUCCCUGUUGGCAAAUUGGCUCUUUACACAGCCUUAGCGGGCAUUAAACCCUACCAGUGCUUACCUGUAACACUGGAUGUUGGCACCAAUACACAGAAACUGCUUGAUGACCCUCUCUACAUUGGACUAAGGCAAAAGCGAGUAAGAGGAGACCAAUAUUCUGACUUUGUUGAAGAAUUUAUGCAAGCAGUGGUAAAGAGAUAUGGUCAAAAUACUCUUAUACAGUUUGAAGAUUUUGGAAACUACAAUGCAUUUCAUUUGCUUGAAAAAUACAGACAAAGUUAUUGCACAUUCAAUGAUGACAUACAAGGAACAGCCUCAGUAGUUGUGGCUGGAUUACUUGCCUCUUUCCGUAUCACAAAGACGCGCCUGUCUGACAACAUAAUACUGUUUCAGGGUGCUGGACAGGCUUCACUUGGUAUUGCUGGACUCUGUGUGAGGGCAAUGCAGGAAGAGGGAACCUCCCUGCAAGAUGCAAGGGACAAGAUCUGGAUGGUAGACUCAAAAGGACUGAUUGUCAAAGAUAGGCCUUCAGGUGGCAUUACAGCUCAAAAGUCAGUAUAUGCAAAAAUCCAUGAACCUAUCAAAGAUCUCGAGGAAAUAGUUGAAACAGUGAAACCAACAGUUAUAAUAGGUGCUGCAGCUGUUAGAGGGGCUUUUACACCAAAGCUGUUAAAAACUGUGGCAAAAUUCACAGAGCAUCCCAUUGUGUUUGCAUUGAGCAAUCCUACAGAAAAGGCAGAAUGUACAGCUGAGGAUGCGUAUGUUAACACUGAUGGAAAAGCCAUUUUUGCUAGUGGAUCACCUUUUGCUCCAGUAACAUACAAAGGGAAGACAUUUUACCCUGGUCAGGGAAACAACUCUUAUAUCUUCCCAGGAAUUGCACUUGGUGUAAUUACUGCAGGGAUACGCAUCAUCAGUGAGGAUGUUUUCACUGUUGCAGCAAAGGCACUGGCCAACUUUGUCAAUGAUUCUGAUUUAGAGAGAGGUAGCCUUUAUCCGCCCUUGCAUAGCAUCCGUGAGUGUUCAUUUAGAAUUGCUGUGGCAGUUGCAAAGUUUGGAUACAAAACAGGAGUUGCAUCAACUUUUCCACAGCCUAAAAACUUGGAGAACUUCAUCAAAGCACAGAUCUAUGAUUUCAAUUAUACAUCUUCAAUACCAACUACAUACGCAUGGCCAAAAACUGAAAUAACGAAUGGUCAGUAACAUAAUUAGUGUUUCAAAUAUAUUCAUAUCUUUAAAACACACCUGUAAUGCAACUGUAUUGAACCAAUUAUUAUGGACAGAUAGCAUGUGAUGGAUAGAAAAGAGUUGAAACAAAGAGAGCAGAUAAUUCCUA